AGCCCGUGAAAAAAAGAUAACCCAAUAAAACGAUCUGUUGUAACAUUCAGCCCAAUUCCCCUGUGCAGCGUCUUCUUCAUGUACCCAGGUUGGGUUGAGAGAAGGACAUUGAUGAUUAAUUGAAGCUUCUUCGGUUAUACUGUAAUUCUUGUUACAAAUUCUUAAAUUUUCCUUUUCCAGAUGUAUACUGAUCAGAAGAAAUGCCAGCCGCUGGCGGCGUCUUCUUCGUUUUACCGCAAGAUCUAUUCAGAAGUAGAAGAAAUAGGGUGGGGAAAUCUCGUUAGGUUGGGGGAAGAUUUGACAUCCCUUAGUUUCCGUAUAAUAGACCGGAAGGGAAGAACGCAUAUGGUGGGAAUAAAAUUGGAUAAAGCCUAUCCAAAAUCUCCCCCCUCAGUAUCCGUGGAUGUUCCAAGCAUCUUCAAUUUGCAAUGGUCUCCUCACUCAAAGCUAAGCGGUGUUCUUGAUCAGUUUGGGCAGCAUCUGGACAAGCUUCAACCAUUUUGGUCUACAAUGGAUGAAAUUGACAGCUCUCUUCGGGUUUGUGCUCCUAAACAGACACGGUUUGCCUCAUCGCAACGCCAAAUAGAUAUAGGCAAUGGUUGCUAUAUCGUCUUGUGUAUAGACCCAGAUGACCCUAAAGCUCUGCCAGAGUGUCGUUUUAUUGGUCCACAUUCGGAGGUGAAUGUACUCGUUACAACAUGGAGGAGAAAUUGCUGGAGAUGGAUUCGAGAUAAAUCAUUUGUGGAAAAUGUGAAGAGUUUAUUGAAAAUUCACUUACCUGAACAUCCCAAUGAACCAAAGAGUGACCAGCUGUGUGAAGAAUGUGGGAUUUGCUAUGCACAAAAUCUCCCAAUUGAUACUGAGCUUGGAGUCGAUAGUGGGUGUGGAACCGAUAUUACAUGUAAGAAUAACAACUGCCGGAAGGCCUUCCACCGUAUCUGCCUUUUGGAUUGGCUUCGUUCCAUCACAACAACAAGACAGUCAUUUGAUGUUCUGUAUGGGAAUUGUCCCUACUGCUCAGAUCCCGUUUCAGUCAAAACAUUGUAACUUUUUGUUGUCACACCACCAAAUUUGCAUUCCUCAUUGGUAAUUUGAUUCCCAACAUGUGAAGUUGAUGUUUAAAUUAGGGUUAAACCUUGAUGAACUUGUUAACCCAGAAGGCCAAAACCUUUAUGAAUCUAAAGCUUUGCUGAUUGCUGAAGUGAAUGUUGGUCAAAGAUUCCUUUAUCCAGCAUCAAAUGCCAACAUGAUUGGGGAGUUCUCUAUGUAUCAAGUAUAUACUCUUGUACGGAGUAUGUAUUAAUCAAAUUGUGAAGAAACCAAUUCAAUCAAAAGAUCAAUCUUAUGGGUACAGGUACAAAAAUGU
Cuscuta campestris is the source of this 1366-nucleotide messenger RNA. Lineage: Eukaryota; Viridiplantae; Streptophyta; Magnoliopsida; Solanales; Convolvulaceae. The record is from the annotation of a GenBank genome assembly.